Chiloscyllium plagiosum (whitespotted bambooshark) is the source of this 4760-nucleotide messenger RNA. RefSeq lists its product as uncharacterized. Gene Ontology annotation, biological process: plus-end-directed vesicle transport along microtubule; positive regulation of autophagosome maturation. Gene Ontology annotation, cellular component: lysosome; autophagosome; late endosome. Lineage: Eukaryota; Metazoa; Chordata; Chondrichthyes; Orectolobiformes; Hemiscylliidae. The record is from RefSeq and is a predicted model, not a curated record.
UGUAACAAGUUCUGCAGACACACAAGAGCAGUCAGCAACACUUGAUAGGAAUGCCGAGCAGAAAACUGUCGCUCUGAGCAAAACCCACAUCGCUGCCCCAGCACAGGGGGAAGAAAGCGAUGAUGUGUUGCACCACUACUGAGAGCAGUUAGCAGUCACCCACGUUACUGUGGCUCUCGAGUCACAUGUAGGCUAGACCAGGAAGAGAAACCAUUGUCACAAUCAAUCCUUCACUGUUGGUCACAGACAUCACUUCAGAGCAGAUCACUGCACCAGAAUGGCAGGAGAUACAGACCUCCAGCUUCUCAGGGUGAUCAAAGACUUUCAAGCUUCUAUUGAAGAGCUUUGCAAAGAUCAGGAGAGGAAUGAACUUCCCAUCACCGAUGCCAACCCAAUUCUCCACAGCCUGUGCACUAGACUUGAAUACCUGUUACAGUACGAUCAGAAAGAGAAGAAGACGAUUUUUGGGAGCCGGAAGGAUUAUUGGGAUUAUAUCAAUCUGUGUCUGAAUAGUCACAAAUGUGGAACAAAUGCUGUCAAAUUUAUUAACCUCACAUCACAGUUGACCUCACUGGGGAAGGGACGAGCUUUCAUCCGAUACUGUCUGGUCCAACAGAAACUGGCAGACUCCUUGCAGCUGUGCUUCCUCAAUCAGCAACUAGUCAGCGAAUGGUAUUACGCACGGAGCCCAUUCCUAUCAGAUAGGCUCCGCUCUGACAUCGUGGACAAGUUAUACUCCUUGAAUGGAAUAAACUUCGAUCUGGAUUUGGAGGGUGUUGACUUGGACUCAGCCUGGCCAUUGGGCAAACGUGAAUAUAAAACUCCCAGGAAGACAAUGACAACAAGAGUUCAAUUCAACAACCUGUUUAAGGGGCUGUACAAGAAGCUAAAUUAUUGGUCAGAAGAGGAACCUGAGCAUGAGAAGCCAGUGGUCAAUGGAAGGACGCAGAGUUUCAUGAAAUCUGAAGAACCAGGAAUACCACUAGGAGCAUCAACAACACACAGUGCCUCAAAGGGUCUCGGUGAUCUCCAAGGAAACCAAGAACCAAUUCUGGAAGUGUGUACUAAUGACUCCAGGUCAGAUCCAGGUCAACGACUACAAUCUGAACAUGAUGAGCAAGUGCUUCAUCGUGAAGAACAGAACAUAGGACUGGUGAGCAACUUGAAGCAAGAGCUUGCUGUAUCAGAAUUGUGCAGAGGCAGCAGCCAAAUUGAUGUUCAGAGGUCUCAGGAUGCUGUAUCCCCCUCAACAACAGAUGAGAAGAGAGAGACUGAACUCAAAGUUAUAGCAGAACAGCGAUCUCUCUUAGAAAAACUCAGCAUAGAUCUAACCGAGAAAGAGCAUGUCAUCAGGCAACUGAACUUUCUAUUCAAAGAGAAAGAGAAGAGCCAUGAGGAGGAGUCCUCCAAACUUCAGCAAGAGAUCUCAAACUUCAAGGAAUUGCAGAAGAAUAUUGAGGAACAAUCAAACAAGGUGGAGCAGUUGGAGGACAGUAACAACUUCCUGAAUGAAACGGUUGAGGAAAUGGAUACGAUUCUUGAUGAACUGAAACAAGCCCUGGUUGAGAAAGAUCACGAGAAUAUGUUACUGAAAAAGGAGCAGGUAGAAAAGAUGGCAGCAGCCCAACAGUUCCACGAGGAGGAGUUGGAGAAGCUGAAGCUCACACUUGACGAACAUCAAAAGGAAGACGAUGGAUUGAAAGGAGAUACUGACCAAAAGCGAAGAACAGUGAAGCAGGAACUAAAAAAUAUAGAGACAAUUCUGGUUCAAACUCAGAGUCAAAUCAAUUUGGAAAAUGGGCGUCAGUUGAUUGAGAUGGAAGAGCUACAGAUCAAGCUACAAGACCUGGAGUCUCUCAACAAUUCACUUGAAGAGAAGUACAAGGCAAGCCAACAGGAAGUCAAAGAAUUAAAAAUGUCUGUCAUCUCACUUCGGUCAGAGAUCAGCAAACUCCAACCUCCUGAGAAACAGGUGCUUCAACAGAGUGGUGCUGCUUUUCCCUCUCCUGAUGGGAGGGAGUUAAUGUUGGCAGCAGACAAUGGGAAUCCUGGAGAAAACCUGAGACAAGACCAAAAUGAAUUGGUCAAUCAAGAGCUGGAAAGGAAUGAAUUCAAACAGGAAGACACUGCAAGUUUGGAAGUCCUUUCUGCCUUGAAUUGGGAAGGCCAACAGGCUGUGCUGAAAGAGGAGAACAUGAACGUUGCCACAAGGGGAAAGGAAGAACUAAAUGUUUUGAAGGACAAAUUGAAGGAGAUUACUCAGAAAUUAGAGGCUUCAAAUGCUGAGAAGUUAGAAGCCACACAGAAACUGGAGGAAACUGUGGCCCAACUCCAUAUAUUAAUGGCAGAACAAUCAAGUACAGACAACCAAACAGUGUUGAAAGACCAACACGUGGCUCACGAAGAGGAGAUGAAGGAGAAGUUGGCAAUGUCUGCAAGAAAAUAUACAGAAAUGAUACAACCUGAAAGUGCUGAACUAAGACAGAGUUUGCAAGAGGUCAGCAAGGGGAGAGUAUCUACACAGAGGGAGCUGAGCUCAGCACUUUCUGCCCUUGAACAGUCUGGUCAGGAAGUCACCAAGGUUAAGAAGCAAAUGGAAGAGCUGGAGAACGCUCAUAAUCUCAAGAUUCAAGAAAUGCUGGGAAGAAUCAAGGCCGUUGAAGCUGAGAAGAAAGCACUGGAGCAACAGAAGGAGAGCCUGAGGAAGACAGUUUCCAUUCUCAAGGAGGACCUGCUGCAGCUGAAGGACAAUAAUGCAAAAGUUGAGCUGAGUAAUGAACCAUCUCAAGGUAAGAUGGAGAGAGACCAAGGAAAGAUGAAGCAGUUCAAUGCACAGCUGGUACAACUGUCUGCUGAGAAGGUUGAAUUGGAGGGAAAGACUGUCAGGUUGGCAAAGCAGCAGGAGGAGGAUGGAGCCUACCAGCUGGAGAGUGCACAGGACAGCAAGGAAAAGUUGGCAUCCCUGGCAAAGGAAAAUGAAGAACUUCGAGCUGAAUUACAGACGAUGAGAGAACAACUGAGCUCACUGCAGCAAUCGAUGCGACAAGGGAGGUCAGAGUUUGAGCUGGAAAUGGCCAAGAAAACAGCGGAAUGUAACUUGCAAACAGAGACUCUCAAUGAAGAUUUGCUGACCGUGAGAAAGGACAUCGAAUGCAAAGUGGAAAAACUAAAGUGCAAGGAUGAUGAGCUUCUAUCACUGGCUGAAUCUCUUGCAGAAAUGAGGAGAGCUGAAGAAGAUUUGAAGGCAACUUUGAAAAAGACACAAGAAGAUGCAAAAAGCAGGGAGGAGGAAUCCCACCGUGAAAUUCAGGUUCUCAGGGAAACAGUCAGAUCCCUGAAGGACCGAACAGUGGAACUGCUGAGGGAGAAGGAUAUCCUGUGGCAGAAAUCGAAUAAUUUGGAGUUUAGCCAGCGACAAUUGGAUCAGAAACAUUUGUCAAGAAAAGAUCAAUUUGGAAGCAAGAAAUGAAUUUAAUCAGUAGCUGGAAACUUGAGAGCUUCAAUGGGUUCUGUCUUCUGUUAGUGCCUGGAGUGGGUGAAAUUCUGAUCCUUUUCGAUAAGUGGGGUACUGGUAGAUGGUGAGCACUUUCUGUUUUAAAAGCUGAAGGGGAGGAUUUGUAAUGAGCAUAUGUUAAUACUCUGGAACAGUACCAGAGCAUCUGGAUCACAUUUAUUUGGAUCUCCUUUCUCAGUUGCAAUUCCCACAGUCUGUAAUGGCUGUCAGUGGACUCAUGAAAAGUUUGAUAAAACAAACUCAUCAUAGUGCAGGGGUUCGUUUUCCACAUAGCAUUUAUACAUUGUUUUUUUCAAAUGUUUGUUCAAUUUAUUUUGAUAAAUUAUCUUUGGAUUCUGCUGUUUCCAGUCAGUGAACACCAUCCUAACAACUGCCUGCUGAAACUGUACUGCCUUUUCUGCCUUGCCUUCUUUUAAGAAGAACUUGGAUUCCUUUUGCAUCCGUCAGAACCUUAGGAAGACCCAAAACACUCCACAGCACAAGUGAGAGCUUCAAAGUAGACUGACUGCUCCUGCAGCAGGUUCUCCAAGAACAGGAUGACCCAGAAUGUCUGUCUGUAGAUACUGGCUGAAGGAUAAAUAGGCAGCAGGAUGUUGAGCAGUGCUGCUGGCUGUAUGAGCAGUCCUCACUGCUGACCAUUGUGUUGUACAAGAUGAUCUGCACAAUUGCUCACCAAAAGGUAUAUUUGUUACCUCUGAGGUACAGUAUUUCCUUAUAGGAACCAACAGGAUCUAUUGUGCUAAAGGGAUAAUCACUUGGAAGCCUAACAUGAAGAGGCUCUUGUAAUAAACAGGACGCAGCUAGGUGUAGAAUAGGUAGUACACAUUUUUACACUCAGGUAGUACACAUUUUUACAGAGAGUUACAAGGAGGACCUGAGCAUACAAUCUCACUCCUUUGAACUCUUGAGUUGUUCUCCCACCAAUUCCAAUCACACAAUCAGAGUGGGUGAUAGCAUGCCCCAUUGUUAAACCUUACCAGACCCAUGCACUCUUUUACAAUGCUGCUUUCCUCUUUUUACAGUCAUGCCAAGAGGAUCUGAAUACCUGAAAGAUAAUACAAAACUAUCUACCUUCCCUUGAAAAAGAAAGAACAGGAAAUGGUAUCACCUACCUUAAGAAACCAAGACUUAUAAAGAGAGGCAGACAUACCACCAACACUCCAUGAGGAUUGAUCCUCUGACAAUGUGGUACUCUUUCAGCACUUACCCUCUGACAGUGCACAUUCCCUCAGCACUGACACUCCGA